AUGCGCUUCAACACAGCAGCUGGACUCGCCUUGAGUCUUGCUAUCCCCACUGGUGCCCUUUCUGUUCCCCGGGAUGCAGCUCCGGAGCCCGCUGGCAAAAUCGUUGCGAAGUUGUUCUGCGACGUGGUCGGUGGUCUUGUCACUGUUGCGAAGCAGCAACCCCAAGCCACCAGCUUUUGCUCUUCUUACCUUAAGAUCCCCGUAGUCAAAAAGACUUCCACAGUAACCUCCUUCACUGCCACAACUACAACAACGACCUUGAGUCUGCCCACCACCAUCACAACUUCGGUCACUGUACCCCUUACCAUCUUCGAAACGGCAACGGCAACCGAUAUCGUGACCGCCACCGACACCAUCACGAACACCGCAACCGAGACCUCUACAAUCACCGAACAAACCACUGUUUUCACAGCCACAUCCGCCGUCAUCGCCAUCCCCACAUUUACCGUCUACGCCAUCGGCGGCCCCAACAACGGAAACCCGAUGUCCAAUGCCAACGGCAACAUAGUACGCAACACGAGAGGCACCUCGCCCCCUCCCGUCCUACAAUUCACCACUGUGGACAUCAAUAAGCUGCAAGUGCUUAAUGGGCCGUACGCUGGCUCGAUCGGUAAAACCGACCCGAAUGCUAGUGGGAGUGGGGCUGCACUCUACUUUGGCAGUUACGUACAAGAGCGAUGGGACCUGUCCGUUGUCGUGCCAGGCUGCCAGAGGCUCGACGAGUUUUGA
Messenger RNA from Alternaria arbusti, 729 nucleotides. RefSeq lists its product as uncharacterized. The transcript is spliced from 4 exons. Bases 1 to 729 code for a protein of 242 amino acids. NCBI's taxonomy places the organism in Eukaryota, Fungi, Ascomycota, Dothideomycetes, Pleosporales, Pleosporaceae. The record is from RefSeq and is a predicted model, not a curated record.